UCUUGAAAUAUUUAAUUUACUGCCCUUGUGCGGUGCUUUUUCUUCAAAAUUAGCCCAAUUGAUGAAACAGUUCAACUGUCAUUUAUCUUACUACGUUUCAUCUUUUGUGACUGCACUUGAUGGUAAAGUAAAUCUCAACUCGACGCGGACUUUUUUUGCCUUCCGCAUUCUGAAGCCUCUGCCUGAAAAGUAGGUCAGGCGACCCAGUGUGUUGCGAGAUCUAAAGUCGACUUGGUGAGAAGGGAAUUUGCGAGGUAUUUAUUGACUUUGGAUCAAAGUUUUGUUUGUAAAGUUGGAUAUCUUUCAGGAAAUGUUCAUAUAAUUCGCACGAUCUACUUUUAAAGGUAAAGUUAAAGGUUUCAUUUAAGUCACCAGGUUUGAAAGAUGGAGAUAAAGGUUUUUUGGUUUUUAUGCAUUGCUUCGUAUCUGGUGUGCUUAUUCUGCAUUGGAUCUGCAGCUAAUGACUCCUGCACAAGCAAAAGUGGAGGAUCAUGCAGUGAUUGUGUGAACAAUUUUGAUUGCUAUUACUGUCAAGCAACAAAGUACUGUGGCAAAAGACCAGUGAUAAAACCUGAUUCUUCUGAAUGCUCAGGGGACUGGUAUUCUUACAAACAGUGUACAGUUUCUGGUAAUUUGCUGCUUAUCAUUGUGCCAUGUGUUCUUGGGGCAUUGCUAAUCAUCUUUCUCUUGGUAUGCUACUGUUGCUGCUGCCGUAAAUGCUCGAGAAGAAGAGCUGCAAAAAGAUUUGCAAAAGAAGACGAAAGGAUGUCUCGUGAAAAGGAAGAAAGAGAAAUGAAACAUGCUGAAAGGAGUGCAGAGAGAAGGCAAAAACACGAUGAAAUAAGAAAAAAAUAUGGGCUUUUCAAGGAUGGCGAGGAUAAAGAUGGUGGAAAGUAUCAACGCUUUGAUGUUGCUUAAACUAGCACAUUGCUGUUUUCUCUUAUAGAUUGCACUGCUUGUGAUAUAAGUAUUUAGAAAUUUGUAGCUGGUAUGGAAAGGCAUAUGAGUUCCUGUGUUUGUUGGACUUUUGUACAUCCUACGCGUAAUACAUAUGUUAUCACUAUCAUUUCAAAUUGGGACAUUUUCCAACGGUUAUAAAACGUUUGAAAUAGGUUUAUUAUAACAGAACAUUUAUCUGAAAUCAGCUAUUAAAUGUUGAAACAAUUUGAUUCAAUAUUUCUCAGACCUGCUCUGUUUUUCUUCCCCAGCUGAUAAGUGUGUGUCGGAAAGGCUUUUUGGAACUCCUUCUGAUUAGCAAAUAGUAAACUUUUUUAGCUGCAAGUAGCCUGUUGUAUAUUAAGGGUUUGGAAUUGUUCAUUAAAAGCUGCCUGAGAAGAAAAGUAUCCAAACUUGUUAGACUUGUUGAUUGCAAUUAGCAGAUGUAAACAAGUAGCAUUGGAAUGACGAUCAGGGGAUUUCUUAUCGCUUGUUCUCAUCGCAAAGAAACUGAAACAGCCUAGGAGAGAGCUAUUUUUUUAAAAAAAAAUAAUUCCCAGAUGAUAGGCACAAGUCAUAAAAUCAUUUACGAUAUUCAUUCAAAGGCAUUUUUUGAUGUUAUUGAGACUUUUAUUCAAUCCCUUUAGCCGAAUGCACAAGAAUGGGCUAACGCCUGCUUUAAUUACAUCACAAUGGCUGCAUGUGUGCUGAAGUAUAAGAUAAAAAUGCCAGAUUUGUUUGUAGGUUAUCUGUCUUACGUUAAUAUAUCUGAUUUCUUAUUAGGCUUUGCAGUUUAUGUCACCAUUGUAAUCUCACGUAGUGUCGGUUUCCUAAUAGCUGACAGUAACAUUAACUUGUAGAAAUCUUUGCAUGUCUUUUCAUUUUAAUUGACUGUAUUAAUGCAACUGUUAAUCAUUCUUGCAAGGAGAUAAUUUUAAUUUGACCUGUGUUUACCAUAAUUGUAUGAUAAUUUAUAUACUGUUUAUAUUGAGUUGUUUGAUAAUGUUCGAUUAAUUUGUGCAUCGCAUGCGAGCAUAAUUAUUACGUAUGUUAGCUUCA
Messenger RNA from Rhopilema esculentum, 1995 nucleotides. Its product is annotated as pituitary tumor-transforming gene 1 protein-interacting protein. Gene Ontology annotation, biological process: protein import into nucleus. Gene Ontology annotation, cellular component: nucleus; cytoplasm. The record is from RefSeq and is a predicted model, not a curated record. NCBI's taxonomy places the organism in Eukaryota, Metazoa, Cnidaria, Scyphozoa, Rhizostomeae, Rhizostomatidae.